AUGAUGGUUCUGCGAUCGCAGAUGUUAGUGGUUUUUACCGUGAUCGUUGUGUGUGCCACUAGUGUGCAUGGUCAAAGCUGGCUGCAAGCGUUGGUGAAUUCGGCAAACGGCACGCUCGAUGUACGCUCGUUUCCGGGCGAGCAAUGUUUAAGGCAGUGCGACGAAACCCAACCACGAAUCUGCUACUUCGCCUGGACGAUGGAACACUACCACGUGAUGGGACCUGCUUGUCGUAAUUGUGCGAAGGGUAAUCACACCGACUGUUACCACCCUGCCUGCAUUACGGCGGACGGUGUCGAACGGGGUGUCAUGAGCCUUAACCGUCACAUCCCCGGACCGGCGAUCAACGUUUGUCACAACGAUCUGAUCGUCGUCGACAUAACGAAUGCAAUGGCAGGUACAUCGGCUGCUAUCCAUUGGCACGGGCUUCAUCAGCGUGCCACCCCGCACAUGGACGGUGUGCCCUUCAUUACGCAGUGUCCGAUCGGGUUUGGAAAUACCUUCCGAUACGCAUUCCUAGCCACGGAACCUGGCACACAGUUUUACCACUCGCACUCCGGCCAUCACAAGGUGAACGGACACUACGGGGCACUGAUUGUACGCGAGCCUCGAACAGUUGACCCGAAUGGGGAUCUGUACCAUUACGAUACACCGGCACACGUGAUCGUGGGUUCCGAUUGGAUGCAUAUCGAUGGGGAGAUGUUCAUGCCGGGACUACCGUCCGCUGGAGGCAUUAUGCCCGUCAAUCUUCUCAUCAACGGUCGCGGUACGUUCUACGAUCGAACGAAGAACGAAACAACCGAUGUCCCUCUGGAGGUGUAUACAGUGCGCCGUGGAGCGCGGUUCCGAUUCCGUUUCAUCAAUGCCGCUAGUCACGUGUGUCCUCUGCAGCUACAGAUCGAAGAUCACAUCAUGGAAGUGAUCGCUAGUGAUUCAUUCCAUCUGCAACCUCGCAAAGUCGAUACAUUGAUCACUACGUCUGGUGAACGGUACGACUUCGUGCUGGAGGCGAACGGCCUGAAAGACACCUACUGGGUGCGGUUGCGAGCUCUCGGACCUUGCGCCGAGCUGCAGCUGGAACAAUUCGCCGUACUACGGUACACCACUGGACCGAAGGAAAAUGAUGCCUUCCCCAGCAAUUCACCACCUUCGUACGAUCAGCAGUUUGCAAACAGCGCCACCGCCAACCAUCCAAAUGCAACUUGCGGGCGACCAGAGUUUGGUGAUUACUGCAUCACCGACUUCCAGGCAUACGAUACGGACGAGAGUGUCAUCAAUGGUACUCCGGAUCAUCAGCUCACGUUCGGUUUCGUUAACAGUCUCGUCAACUUUCGAAACAUGUUCGAGACGCAUCCGUACGAGCAUUUUAUGAACAUCCAUGGUUCGGUAAUGCUGCAAGGCGCCAUCAACAACCUUAGCCUAUCAUACCCACCGUUCCCACUGCUCACCCAACCCGACCAGAUCGAUGAGAGCAUGUUCUGUGAUGAACACCACCGUCCAGCUCGGUGUGCCGAUCGGCAGCUUUGCACCUGUACCCAUCGCGUCAAAAUCGCGCUCGGCGAUCUCGUUGAGCUGUACAUUCUCGAUCUAUCGCCCUCCGUUAACGAUCUGAACCACCCCUUCCACCUGCACGGCUAUCAGAUGUUUGUGAUGGAACUGGGACAAGAUCGACGGGUCCCGGUAACGUACGAGAUCGCACAGCAAAUAGCACGUCAGCGAUUACUUCAGCGCAACACGGUCCCGCUUCCACCGCGCAAGGACACGGUCUCGAUACCGAGCCGUGGGUACGCACGUGUACGGUUCCGUGCGAGCAAUCCCGGCUUCUGGCUCAUGCACUGCCACUACGAAUGGCAUACCGCCGUCGGUAUGGCAUUGGUACUGCAGGUAGGCGAAACCACCGAAAUGGUCAAACCACCGGCAGCCUUCCCGAAGUGUAACAGCUACACACCCCCGGUCGAUGAGCUGCUUCAGGGGGCUCUGUGA
Anopheles marshallii is the source of this 1983-nucleotide messenger RNA. RefSeq lists its product as uncharacterized. Gene Ontology annotation, cellular component: plasma membrane. The record is from RefSeq and is a predicted model, not a curated record. NCBI's taxonomy places the organism in Eukaryota, Metazoa, Arthropoda, Insecta, Diptera, Culicidae. Bases 1 to 1983 code for a protein of 660 amino acids. The transcript is spliced from 4 exons. Gene Ontology annotation, biological process: iron ion transport. Gene Ontology annotation, molecular function: copper ion binding; oxidoreductase activity.